Molecule: messenger RNA, 2347 nt
Organism: Arachis ipaensis
Lineage: Eukaryota; Viridiplantae; Streptophyta; Magnoliopsida; Fabales; Fabaceae
Biological process (GO): protein transport to vacuole involved in ubiquitin-dependent protein catabolic process via the multivesicular body sorting pathway
Cellular component (GO): endosome
Source: RefSeq, a predicted model, not a curated record
CGUCGUCCUGAUCAUAUCGUCAGACACCGUCACCAUGAGCAACAAUUAUCCGGGGCUGUUGAACCCGAACCCGGAAAGGGUUCUAUCAAUCCCAUUGAAGAAGAGUGAUCCGGUGGAUCUGUACCGGCCGUUACGCGACUUGGUAGCGAGAAAAUAUUCAGAGAGCGAUGCACAGAAAGUUGAAAGCGUUCUGGAAACCCUAAACAAAUGCCGCAGCGACAUGGUCGAGCAAGGGGACCUCUCCCUUCCCAUGCAACGUGACUGCCUCAUCCACUACUUCAAAUGUCUUUGCAUGGUUGAGCCACUCUUCACCGCUAUCUCCUCCGACUCCGAUUCUGACCCCAUUGUCUUUGUCUGGUACGACGCCUUCAACUCUGAGCAUGAGAAUGGGGUCUCCUCGCAGCGCAACAGCAUCCAAUUGGAGAAGGCUUCUGUUCUCUUCAACCUUGGCGCCGUAUGCAGCCAGAUUGGGGCCUCUUGCGACCGCACCACCCCCCUUGGCCGUCACCUUGCAAUGGACGCAUUCAAUGCCGCCGCCAAAUUCUUCUUCAAACUCUGGAAGGUUUUUGCCAAGGAUGUCUCCGCCACUCUCGACUUGACUCUCCUCUUCGCCGAGUGGCUGCACUGCGUCUUCUCCGCUCAGGCUUCGGAGCUCAAAUUACAGCAACAACUCGACAAUAACAACAAUCACGACGUCGGUCCCGCUCUCCAACAACAACUCCACGACAAUAACAACGCCGCCGUCGCCAGUUCCGCUCUCCAACAACAUCUAAUUGCCGUUUCGUUUAAAUCGGUUUCUAAGCAUUAUCAGAGAGCAUAUGAUCUGAUACUAGGUGAUUCGGCUGCACACAAACAUGUCUGCUCAUUUGACGAAACCUGGAUAACUCAUCUUCAUCAGAAGAAGAAAUUCUUUCGGCUGGAGGCUCGUCAGAGGCGAUCAUCCAUCCUACCCAAAUCUCAGCGUCCUAAAACAUUCUCAUUGCUCCAAUCUUGUCCUCUUGAUCAUGAUGCAGUAUCUGUCACUCAAAAAUUAGCUAGAGGGAUUUGCAGCAGCGCAGAGCAGUGGAGAGCCAAGCAACAACCAAUAUACCUUGACCUCCUCCUCUCUAAGUACAGCCCUUUCAAGAUUAAGGAUGGUGGAAAGCUAGUGGCUAACCCAUGGGACAUGCCUCCUCCUUAUACAACAAAUUUUGCAAUCCCCCCAUCUUCGUCUUCGUCACAUAUUAUGGCAUUCCCUUUGAAGAAGUGUGAGCCCUUGUAUCUCUACGAGCCCCUGCGCAAUUACUUUGUCCUCAAAUACUCUGAGAGCGAGGCAAACAGAGUAGAAGGCCUUUUCAAAAUGGUAGACAAAUUGCGCAGUGAAAUUCAGCGUGAUGACCUGUCUCUACCCGUUCGCCGCGACUGCCUCAUCCUCUAUUUGAAAUGCCUUUGCAUGAUUGAGCCUUUGUUCCCCAUGACUACCUCACCCAAUCCACCUAUCUUUGUUUGGUACAAUGCAUUCAACCCACAACAGGACUCUUCUCAGCACAACAUCCAUUUCGAGAAGGCCUCUGUUCUCUUCAACCUGGGAGCCCUCUCCACCCAAGUUGCUCUCUCCUGCGAUUUCACCACCAUCCAAGGCCAUCGCCUUGCCAACGACGCCUUAAAUGAUGCUUCGCAUUGGUUCUUGAAACUGUCGCUUGAGGCUGAGAAGGCAUCUGCCACCAUUGACUUGUCAGUAAACUGUGCCAAGAUGCUGCGUGAGAUAGUAUCCGCUCAGAUUGCUGACUUGGACUGGAAUUUUCCUCAUUCCUGUUCUGUUCGAUCAUCAUUACCUGUUACUCUGCUUUAUCAGAGAGCUUAUGAUCAUCUGUCGACAUUUGGGCCUUUAGCUGAGAAUCUUGUUCCAUCCUCGAUGCGACAAUAUCUUGAGUGGAAGAUGAAAACCUGCCAUGUUGAAACUGCUCCUAUUGAUGUCACUGAACAAUUUCUAUCAGGGUAUUCUAUGGCUCAAUUCCUGCUUCCAAAGAGAUGUCUACCACCGUGCUUGGACCUUCUAUCGGAGGUUGGCCCUAUCAUGAUUAAGGAUGGAAAUCUUGUGACCCACUUUAGGAAUUAAUUUUUUAGUUCCUUUUUAAAAUUGGAUGUUGGAAUUUUGUUUGUUAAUGUGUGAAUAUAUUCUUUCAUAUUCCUCACUAAGUUGUAGUGAUCUGUAUGCCUUUUAUCCCAUAGCCUUUGUUAGUUAUUGUUGCAUAUUGGUAGAUAGAAGGUAUCAAAUUUUGUAACAUAUGUAGUAACUAAUAAGUAGAAUAGUUUAUUCUUUUCUUUUCUUUUAGAGAUAUGUCAGAUAGAACAAUGUAUAUACUUU